Cylas formicarius (sweet potato weevil) is the source of this 896-nucleotide messenger RNA. Its product is annotated as brachyurin-like. The record is from RefSeq and is a predicted model, not a curated record. Gene Ontology annotation, biological process: proteolysis. Gene Ontology annotation, molecular function: serine-type endopeptidase activity. NCBI's taxonomy places the organism in Eukaryota, Metazoa, Arthropoda, Insecta, Coleoptera, Brentidae. The coding region runs from base 61 to 843 and encodes 260 amino acids. The transcript is spliced from 3 exons.
GCGCUUAUAAAAGACCGAUUCCUGUGAUGUGAAGGUAUAACUGAAAGUUGUUUACCAACCAUGAAACUCAUCGUUUUAGUGCUGUGCGCAGGUCUUGCUACCAUCCAUGGACGCUCCAUGAGGCCCGUUUUCUACGGUAUGUCUAGAAUCGUCCAUGGUAACGAAGUCGCCCCACAUUCGAUACCCUACCAGGGAUUGAGCACCUUCGAAGCAGGAACCUUGUGCGGUAGUAUACUGAUCUCAGACACGUGGGUUCUUACCGCCGCUGAGUGCGCAUAUGGGAGUCGCUCGGCCAAGACUAUUCUGGGUGCCCACAACAUCUCCUCCCCAGAGUCAGACACCCGACAAGUCCUCCAGUCUGAAGAAGUAAUCGUCCACGAAAACUAUUCUCCCAAUACUGACGCCAACGAUAUCGCUCUGAUCAAAUUGGCUGAGCCUGCAGUACUGACAGAUUCCGUUCAACCAGCAGUACUGCCGUCGCGUAACGAUCCAAGCUUGGUCGGCUCCAAAGGAACAGUGAGUGGUUGGGGUUAUUUCGGUUUGACGAACACGACCUUACCCUACAAUCUUAACGCCGUCACGAUCGAUAUCAUCGACGGCUACGUCUGCAAGUUGGCUUACAGCAUCUACAACAACGAGACCACAAUUUGCUCCAAGGGUGAGACGGACGAGGGCCAGUGUUGGGGAGAUGCCGGUGGACCUCUGACCGUCAACGGCAAGGUCGUAGGGAUUAUUUCUUACGGUCCGCCGUUCUGCUACAACCAGGACAAGCCCACCGCUCAGACCAGGAUCUCGUACUACUUGGACUGGAUUUCUGAGAAAACCGGAAUUGUUUUCGCUUAAACUGACAACAAAAUACUGAUUCGAACAUCAACUAAGCGCGUUUUUUUUAUAAG